ACUUUCAACCUCCAUCAGAAACUCAGCCUUCUCAGAAUGGACAAGAAUAUGGUGUAACAAGUUCUCAACCAACUGCAGUGUCUGCAUCUUCUACUCCAAGUAUGAACUCUUCACGGGAGGAUGAUGCAAACCCAUACAUUCCAAUCAGUGAAUGCAUUAGUGGAAAGCCAAUUUUGAAUGGCUCUCCAAAAUAUCCUGGAAUGACUUGUGAACCUUUUCCCGGGGACAUACCACCACCUCCUCCAAAAGUGGUAUCUCGUGAGCAGAGAAUGAUAUCAGGGGAAUUCUAUGAUAUCCCUAGAUCUCUGAACCCCCUCACAGAGAAGGUUGGUAAUAGAACUUCGCCAGACCCUACAUUUGAAGAAAUGUACAAAGUUCCUCCUUCAGCACGCAAGACAGAAGCUGUUGAACAGUACGAAGAUAUGUGGUCAACACCUCCUCAGGUGAAUUGGAGUACAUACCCCAGAGAAACUUCAGAUAACCCACCAGAAGGUGCUGUAGUUUCUCAAAACAACAGUGAGAUUUUUACAUAUGAUAAUAUACCUGUUGUGCAUAAUACAUCUGUUCAGGUUGAAUUAGUUAGAAGAGAAGCUCAAGAGCUAGCAGAGCAACUCAAACAGUUAGCUGUGGAUGAUCUAGCAUUUAAACAGUCGGCUAUGGAUGAUCCAGCAUUUCAGACUUCUUGCCAGCCAGACUUAUCAGAUCUUGCUGAAGCUACACCAAGCAAACCUCCCCCAAGACCCCCGAAACCUCCCAGCUUGAGGGAGAAACAAAGGUAUGAAAAUGUAGAGUUAACUCCAUUAUGUUCCAACCUCUAUGACGUACCUCCAUCUGCUGUAAAAGGGGUUAUUUCAAGCACAACUUACCCUUCUCAAGUGCCUGUACCACUAAAAUCAGAACAUCCUGUUAAUGAAGACAUUCCACCUUCUAUCAAAGUACCCCCUCCCUCCCAGAAUAUUACAAAAAACCAGGAAACUAUGAAUACAGAAACUCACUUAGAUGACAUGUAUGACUUUCCCAAGAUGCGCAGUGAAGACAGUUUAAAUGCUCCCGUGCCACCUCCACCAUUAAUAAACUCCAGUCUGCGCAGACCUCGUCGCCACGCUUACACAAAUGCUCCUCCAGGACUGUUUAAUGGAAAGGAGACUGUGUUUAACUAUGAAUACAGACCUAGUCUGGUACCUUGUGAUGGAUAUCUUAGUAUGGACACCAAAAAACCAGAACUGUACACUGAGAUGUCAAGAGAGUCCAGAUGUCCGGCUUCUCCCUCAUCACUUGGUAUGUAUGCUAACAUACCAACUAGUCCUACCAUUUCCCCUAGUGCCUCAUCUUUCACGCCCCCUAUUGUCAACAGAGACCUGAAGCCAAAAAGAAAAACAUCUGACACUGAUAACAGUGUAGGCUUGGGGAGUGGUCCUCCUUUGCUUCCAACUAUAUUUAAUGCUGUAUGUUCAGGUGUAGACAUGGGGAGUGGUCCUCCUUUGCUUCCAACUAUAUUUAAUGCUGUAUGUUCAGGUGUAGACUUGGGGAGUGGUCCAAGGGGAACUAAGCGUAGUUUUCGCAAACUAAGAGCUGCUCCGAGUCCAACCCCCUCUGGGGAAGUUCAUACUCCUCCUCCCCUUCCAAGCAGACUUAAGUGUCAGUCUGAGCACUCUACUUCUGACGAUGAUUUCUCGAGUUCAGGAGGGAGUCGUCGUAAUUCGGCCACAGAGGAGGAAAUACAGUUUAGAGAUUUUCCUGGAAAAACCAAGAAUGUUUCUAAGAUGAGUUAUUAA
Messenger RNA from Limulus polyphemus (Atlantic horseshoe crab), 1775 nucleotides. RefSeq lists its product as uncharacterized. The transcript is spliced from 5 exons. The annotation marks the transcript as partial. NCBI's taxonomy places the organism in Eukaryota, Metazoa, Arthropoda, Merostomata, Xiphosura, Limulidae. The record is from RefSeq and is a predicted model, not a curated record.